CAGUAGCGGAGAGGACCGGAGCGCCCAGCGGCUGCGGCUGCGGCAACCUCCCGGCUGACGCUGCGUGCUCCGGGGCUCCGGCCGAGCUCGCCGCGCCCCCGGAUCUCUCCGCCCCUUCCCCACCUGGCACACACCUGCUCCAGGCCCGGGUCUUGCCAAGCGCCCGCACGGUGCGUGCCAGGGGCCCUAGGGAAACGGGGAUCGCGCGCGCGCCAUGGGGCCGCCGUCUGGAGCCGGGGUCUCCUGCCGCGGGGGCUGCGGCUCUUCCCGAUUCCUGGCGUGGUGCUUCUUGCUGGCACUGAGCCCGCAUGCCCCCGGCUCCCGAGGGGCCGAAGCAGUGUGGACCGCGUACCUCAACGUGUCCUGGCGGGUUCCGCAACCCGGAGUGAACCGCACGGUGUGGGAGCUGAGCGAGGAGGGCGUGUAUGGCCAGGACUCGCCACUGGAGCCUGUGGCUGGGGUCCUCGUGCCUCCCGACGGGCCCGGGGCUCUCAACGCCUGUAACCCGCACACGAAUUUCACGGUACCCACGGUUUGGGGAAGCACCAUGCAAGUCUCUUGGUUGGCCCUCAUCCAACGCGGCGGGGGCUGCACCUUCGCAGACAAAAUCCAUCUGGCUUACGAGAGAGGGGCGUCCGGAGCCGUCAUCUUUAACUUCCCGGGGACCCGCAAUGAGGUCAUCCCCAUGUCUCACCCGGGUGCAGGAGACAUUGUUGCAAUCAUGAUUGGUAAUCUGAAAGGCACAAAAAUUCUACAAUGGAUCCAAAGUGGCAUACAAGUAACAAUGGUCAUUGAAGUAGGAAAAAAACAUGGCCCUUGGGUGAAUCAUUAUUCAAUUUUCUUCGUUUCUGUAUCCUUUUUUAUUAUUACGGCAGCCACUGUGGGCUAUUUUAUCUUUUAUUCUGCUCGAAGAUUGCGGAAUGCAAGAGCUCAAAGCAGGAAGCAGAGACAAUUAAAGGCUGAUGCUAAAAAGGCCAUUGGAAGGCUUCAACUACGUACAUUGAAACAAGGAGACAAGGAAAUCGGCCCUGAUGGAGAUAGUUGUGCUGUGUGUAUUGAGCUAUAUAAACCAAAUGAUUUGGUGCGCAUCUUAACCUGCAACCAUAUUUUCCAUAAGACAUGUGUUGACCCAUGGCUGUUAGAACACAGGACUUGUCCUAUGUGCAAAUGUGACAUACUGAAAGCUUUGGGAAUUGAGGUGGACGUUGAAGAUGGAUCAGUGUCUUUACAAGUCCCUGUAUCCAAUGAAACAUCCCAUAGUGCCUCCCCCCAUGAAGAGGAUAACCGCAGUGAGACUGCAUCAUCUGGAUACGCUUCAGUACAGGGAGCCGAUGAGCCACCUCUGGAAGAGCACGUGCAGUCUGCAAAUGAAAACCUACAGCUGGUAAACCAUGAAGCAAAUUCGGUGGCAGUGGAUGUUGUUCCUCAUGUUGACAACCCAACCUUUGAAGAAGAUGAAACUCCUGAUCAUGAGACUGCUGUUCGAGAAAUUAAAUCAUAAAAUCUGUGUCACUAGAAAACUUGAAACUUUAGUAAUAACAGAACUGCCAAUCAGGGCCUAGUUUACUAUUAAUGAACUGGAUAAACGUAAUAAAAUAAGAAUGAUGUGGAAAGUUCUGAGAUGACUAAUAUUAUACUAUAGUUAAAAGGCUUACAAUAUUUAACCUAUUAACUUUUUUCCACAAACUCAUUAUAAUGUUUUUCAUAGGCAAGUUUCCUCUCAAUAGUGAUAGCAACAUUUUUAGACAUUCAAAACUCUUUAAAUAGUCAUGUUUUUCAUUUAUAACAAUUUUCUUAUAAAGAAACAUGUUGCUUUAAAAUGUGGAGCAGUAGUAAUCAUUUUAUUUUAUGAUAGUAUCUUAAUUAAAAAUUGUACUACUUUAGCUUGGGCUAUAUGUGUCAGGGUUUUUUCUCCAGGUGCUUAUAUUUAUCUGGAAUUGUAAUGUAAAAAGCAAUGCAAACUUAGGCUAGUAUUUCAUGAGAUGUCUAUUUAAACUACAUUAAGUUGAUAGAACAAGAUUAAAGCAAAACAUUUCAUUUUAACUUUUUCUUGUUUUAAAAAUUAGGCUAAAUGUACUUCAUGUGAGUGUUGAGCAUAGAUUAUCAAGAAUAUGGACUGAAUUGAUUUGAUGAUACCAAUUUGAUACAAGAUUUUAGACAAAAAGGUUCCUUACAGAAAUAUUGUGUAACUAUUUCUUCAAUAUGUGGGAUUUUCAGAAACACAGUGUAUAAAUUACUAUACUAUUUGAAAAUGGUAAUGACUAAGUCACACAAAAUUUGGUAAUUAAUCUUUGUGCAUGAAUUAGUCUACAGAAAACUUUCUAUGAGUCUGCUAAAAAAUGUUUUCCAAACAAUGUUGACUUUGAGAAUUGAGUUUACAUUUCUUCUAAAUGGACUAAAAUUACAUUAAAUAAACUACAAGUCUGUCCAUGUAGGGAUAAAGUUUGUGAAUGCAUUUUCUUGGUGUUUGAAAAAGAAUUGACAGGGUGGGGAGCAGGGAGAGAAUUCCAGGUGCCUUAAUAAAAAGUUUGAAGCUUCAUCCACCAAAGUUAAAUAGAACUAUUUAAAAAAUGCACUUUAUUUGUAUUCUGCGUAGCUUAUCUUUUAUUUCAGAGUUUUGUUUCCAGUGCAAAUUCCAGCAGAAUUUAGGCAAAACCAGAACAGACAUGUAUUUUUGUUUGCAGAAUGUAGAACAGAUAAAACCAUUGCAUUCUUGUACACUGAUUUGAAAUGCUGUAAAUAUGUCCUGAUUUGUAUUGAUUCUCUUUAAAUAUAAAAUGUAAAUAAAAUAUUCCA
This is a messenger RNA of Lepus europaeus (European hare), 2796 nucleotides long. It is a transcript of the gene RNF128, whose product is annotated as ring finger protein 128. Lineage: Eukaryota; Metazoa; Chordata; Mammalia; Lagomorpha; Leporidae. Bases 215 to 1501 code for a protein of 428 amino acids. The record is from RefSeq and is a predicted model, not a curated record. The transcript has 7 exons.